AUGAGUAAAGUGCAACUGAUUGAUCAUCGGCACACAUACUGUGAAAUCAUGCUCUCAAAGGUGAAGAUACCAUUGCAUGAACUUAUGGAUUAUGUCCUCGCUUUAGAUGAAUCAGCACUGGAUGCUGAUCAGGUGGAAAAGCUUAUAAAGUUGUCCUACAAAAGAAGUGAUGGAAACGCUAAAGAUAUCGAUCAACCACUACAGUGCUUUUUCCCUGAAAACGUGGUCCAAGAAAUAGAAACACCACUUUUUGUAACAAACGCGGCCUAUGAUUCAGGGCAGAUAAAGAAUGCAGUAGCUCCUGGGGUAGUUGAUCCUCAUGGUAAAUGGCACGACUGUAAAAUGGAUAUUGAGCAGUGUUCAUCUGAACAAAUUGAGAUCAUACAAAGUUGGAGUUCAUACGCGCAUUGGAUGGAUUUUUUUGGCACUUCUUCACCAAGAGGGAUGUUUAUCAACUCUUGCUAUGCCCACUGCCAAACUGAAAUACAAGAGACAUGGUAUAUGAGUGAUUCACCCAUAUUGAGUAACAAGUUUUUCAGGUUGCUUCGGGUUAGGCUUGGAAUGUGGUUUCGGGUCAGUUUCUAUAACCAAUUAUAGGUAAAAUCGACAACGCGCCAAUGCUUGGAUACCAUAUAUGGUCCAUAGUUCAUGGAACUUUUGUUUAGCUUCAUAACUUCGUUUUAAAGGUUUAUUUGCUAAAUUGGUGGGUUGAGCUACAAAUUUUGAGAUCUUUAUAACUCGAAUUUGUGGAUUGAAAAUUAUAUUCUAUUUGACAUUUUUUUGACAA
Messenger RNA from Helianthus annuus (common sunflower), 787 nucleotides. RefSeq names its product pectin acetylesterase 8-like. Gene Ontology annotation, molecular function: pectin acetylesterase activity. Gene Ontology annotation, cellular component: plant-type cell wall. The transcript is spliced from 8 exons. Gene Ontology annotation, biological process: cell wall organization. Bases 1 to 597 code for a protein of 198 amino acids. The record is from RefSeq and is a predicted model, not a curated record. NCBI's taxonomy places the organism in Eukaryota, Viridiplantae, Streptophyta, Magnoliopsida, Asterales, Asteraceae.